AUGCUCGAUAGUACAACUUCUCAAAAAAGUCCUUAAUUAUAGAAAUCUAUCAAGUCAAAAUAAGAACUUCAAAGUUUUUAUCAUUAUUCUAAGAUUAUGAGAUUAAAAGAAGUAAAAGAAGUGACUUAGAAGCCAAGUUAAUUAUCUAUCAAUUUUAAUUUAAGUCAACAAAAUUCAAUAGCACUUCGAUAGAGUGAUCAUCUAAGCAAUUUCGAGUUCCUAAUUUAAUAGAAUUCCAGGCAUAAUUACCAUAGACAAAUAAGAGAAUAAUAUCAAUAUCAUUCGCAAUCAGCAUUAACAAAGAACUAGACAGAAAAAAUCAAUUGGUAGAAGUAUAAAGAAAAUCAAAAAAGAAUUGAAUAGGCACUUAAUAAAUAGAAGUUCAACCACUGUUUGGAGAACAAUUAAUAAUCUAUAACUAGGAGAAGAGUUUAAAGAUUAUCUUCAGAAACUUCAACUUAAUCAAAAUUCUUUAUAGAAUCUCGACCAACCUCUAAAUAAGGAACCCAACUCUAAAAUUAGGUUAUAUUUGAUUCAAUGCAAAAGAAAUAAUCAAUCAAAGCUGCAAGUACAUAACACCAAAGUUAAAUUGAUCAAUAUGAUUAUGAAAUCUCUUAACAACCUAUCAAUUUUGAUACAUUGGUCAAUAAAAUCUUAGAUAAGAAGUAGGAACAAUAAUCAUAAAAUGAUGAAAAUGAAGAAGAAAAUCUAGAGGAAGAAGAAGAAGAAUUUGAAGAAUAUAAGGAUGAAAAAGAUAUAAUGAAAAUUAAAACUGAAGGAAUAUAUGAAUAAAUUGAAAAAUAAUUAGAUAAUAAUUUAAGAAGAUAAUUAAAAAAAUAAGUGAUUAAGUAGGAUAACCUAUAUAAUUAAUAAGUAGUAACUGCAAAUAAACAAACAAUUUAGAAAUUAUAAUAAACAAAAAAAAAGUUAAAAGCUUCUAUAAAAUAAUAAUUAUAAUUUCAGGGUAAUUAAUAAGAAACAGAUAUAUAGCAAUAAUAAUAAUAAGUUUAAUUAUCUUAAAAUGAAAUCCUCACCCAAACCUUUUCUCCUAAAAAAACCAAUGACGAAAAAGCAAAAAAACUAAAUGAUGAAUACCUAAAAGAAUUAAGAGAAGAAUAAAAUUAAUAUAAACAAAAUUAAUUGAGAUCUCAGCAAGAAGAAGAGAAAAAAUAAUAGGCUAAAUUAUUAGAAAUAAGGCAAAUUUAAGAGGAAAUAGAAAGGAAAAAAAAUAAAAAGGAAGAAUUUAUAUAUAAUUAAUAAGAAAACGACAAUGAAGAGUAAUUUCUUAAGAGAUAAUCCUUACUAAAAUUAGAUUUAAUUGAAUCAUAAAAAAAAGAGUAGGAAAGAUUGUUGAGAGAAUAACAGUUACAACAAAAAGAAAAAGAAGAACAAUUGAAUAAAGCAAAAAUUUUAGAAGAAGAAAAGUAGAGAGAGAUUGAGGAGAAUAAAAAGAAGGAAAUAGCCUUACUUAUUUAAAAAUAGAAGGAGGAGGUUGAGAAAUAAGUCUAAGAGGAAUUGUCUAAACAACCUUCUAAAUUAGAAAGGUAAAAAAGUGUCUUAAUAGUGCCAAAAUAGACUUUUUAAGAAAGAAAAAGAUCCUAAGAAGAAAUAGAAACUUCAAAUCUCUAAAUAAAGAGAGAAAUUGAAUUAAAAAUAUAAAAAUAAAAAGAAGAUGAUGAAAAAGAAGAAUUGGAUCAGCUGAGCUUUGUUGAUUUCAUGUUGAGAUCACAAAAUAUUUAUGAUGUGAAUUAUGAUGUAAAUCUUGAUUAUUUAGAUAUAGAAAUUUAAAUUAUAUGA
Molecule: messenger RNA, 1797 nt
Organism: Paramecium tetraurelia
Lineage: Eukaryota; Ciliophora; Oligohymenophorea; Peniculida; Parameciidae
Exons: 1
Source: RefSeq, a predicted model, not a curated record